AUGGAGGCUAUUCGAACCCAGUGCGUACAAUACCUUCCAACGAAUUCGAAGGUCAUCAUCGUCAGCGAUGACGCCACCGAGGCGAAAGAAGUGAGAAAUGGCGGGAAGGGUGACGCCUAUGCCAGAAGAUGGCCGGGAGGCCAGACGCCCAAGAGAAUGGAGGCUAUUCGAACCCAGUGCGUACAAUACCUUCCAACGAAAUCGAAUUUCAUCAUCCUCAGCCAUGGCGCCACCGCUGCCGGAUGGAUCACAAACCUCGUGGGCUGUAGGAACAUCAUAAAGCUCGACUCUGAAAAUGAGAAGCCUGAUGGAUCUUGUGCCGACCGAGAGAGAGAGGGAGACAGCGGAAAGGAGAGAGAGAGAUGCAGACCGUCAGAUCUCGCCGGAAAGCGUCGGCGACGGCGGGAACAAGCUCUGAAGGAUAGAGAGAGUGGUCGCCAAGCUGUGGUUGGUAGGUGGGGAUUGGAGUUUAGGGUCGGGGAAGGGGGGAAAAGAAAUCGGGAGGGGGGGGGUUGGGGGAAGGGAGUCUGGGUGGUUGCCGGCUGGGGUCCUGGGUUCGUUUGGAGGUGGGGGCUUUGGAGGAUCGCUGUGAGUGGUCAUGGUGGAAUGAAGGGGAGAAGAAAAUUGCAGCGUGUUGUCCCACACGGUGGCGUUAUCCUGUUUGAUGAGACUGCUAAUUUGAAACCAGACUUUGUCCAAACAUGCUACAAUCUUCUCUCCCAGGAGUACGGGAACAUUCCGAUUGUUUUGUGUAGCAACAAGGCAGAUGUGAAUCAUGCGAUGAUGAUGGGAAACAAGAAUAUUUGCUGGAAAAUGGAAAACAAUAUUUCUCUGCCAUACUUUGAAAUUUCUGCCAACAACGAUCACAACCUUGAGGCACCAUUCUUGUACCUGGCCAAAAAGCUUACAGAAAAUGAUAAGCAGCAGCCACCUGUUCUUAUUUCUCCACAUAUUCAGAUGGACAUGACUGCAGCACAGCAUGGGCCUGAAUCGGACCCAGCAGCUGCACAACCAUUUCCUGUUGAAGACAAUAAUGGCUGCUGCAGUGCUUGUCUCAAGCCACUGGUGGCAUGCCUAAAGGCUUGCUAUUAUCUGGUUUCCAUUGCGGUUGCUUUCAUGAACUGCGUAGAAGAAGCUUGA
Molecule: messenger RNA, 1140 nt
Organism: Prunus armeniaca (apricot)
Lineage: Eukaryota; Viridiplantae; Streptophyta; Magnoliopsida; Rosales; Rosaceae
Source: the annotation of a GenBank genome assembly